Molecule: messenger RNA, 3900 nt
Organism: Vollenhovia emeryi
Lineage: Eukaryota; Metazoa; Arthropoda; Insecta; Hymenoptera; Formicidae
Gene: wdb
Product: serine/threonine-protein phosphatase 2A 56 kDa regulatory subunit epsilon isoform
Exons: 9
Coding region: 604-2040 (478 amino acids)
Biological process (GO): signal transduction; protein dephosphorylation
Cellular component (GO): cytosol; protein phosphatase type 2A complex; nucleus
Molecular function (GO): protein phosphatase activator activity
Source: RefSeq, a predicted model, not a curated record
CGCGCGGCGCGGCGCCGCGCGGCGACCAGCCUUCUCGGGGAAGUGACGAGGAAGUAAACGAGGUCGGCGAGCUCUGGUGGUCGGCCGGCAGGGAGAGACGUGCGGAGAGAGAGAGAAAAUAGAGUGCUAUGCGCGACCAACGUCCUCGGCGGAGCGCACCUCGCCGUCGUCGUCGUCGUCUUCCAUCUCCGGUCGCCUCCUCUCGCCGCUGCCGCCCCAGCGCGGCGUGAAGCGCACGCCAGAAGCGUGUCCGUGGCUCGCGCGUGGGUCGUGCGGGGACGCGCGGAGAAGGCAGGGGAGAGUUGAUGCGAUCGGGUGUAGAGCCGCGUCACGUGCAUCCGCGUAACUGUGUGUGUGCCUUUCUUCCUUUCCCCCGUGAGUGCCGAGUGCUUUUGUCGCUUCGACGUCGGCGGCCGGCGGAAUAUGCGGCCUCCUCGGGACGGUGGUGAUCUCGGUAUCUAGUCGCGGGACAGAAGCUCUGCUUCCGCGCGGAAAAGGGAGGAGGAGGAGGAGGAGAGGGAGGAAAUAGGCGCGAGCGCUCCCCCGUUUGUGAGCAUCACCAGGACAGUCCCGCCCCCCCGCAGUGCCUCCGUUAAUGCCAAAAUGUCGUCAGGGGCCUUCGUCGACAGGAUAGACCCCUUCGCCAAGCGGUCCCUCAAGAAGAAGUCCAAGAAGUCGCAGGGCUCCUCCCGCUAUCGCAACUCGCAGGAUGUCGAGCUCCAGCAGUUGCCGCUGCUCAAAGAUGUUAACGCUGCGGAGCAGGAGGAGUUGUUUAUCAAAAAGCUACGCCAGUGCUGCGUGGCGUUCGAUUUCAUGGACCCGAUGGCAGAUCUCAAAGGCAAGGAAAUUAAACGGAGUACGCUCAAUGAAUUGGUGGAAUAUAUCACAGCAGGGCGAGGUGUCCUCACCGAGCCCAUUUAUCCGGAAACCAUCAAAAUGGUGUCUGCAAAUCUAUUCCGUACAUUGCCACCUAGUGAAAACCCAGAUUUUGAUCCAGAAGAAGAUGAUCCGACCCUGGAAGCGAGUUGGCCCCAUCUUCAGUUGGUCUAUGAAGUCUUCCUCCGUUUUCUCGAGUCUUCAGAUUUUCAGCCUGCUAUUGGCAAGAAAGUUAUUGACCAAAAAUUCGUGUUACAGUUGUUGGACUUGUUUGACUCGGAAGAUCCCAGGGAAAGAGAUUUCCUGAAAACGGUUUUGCAUCGUAUCUAUGGCAAGUUCCUGGGUCUUAGAGCCUUCAUACGCAAACAAAUUAACAACAUUUUUCUGAGGUUCGUAUACGAAACGGAACAUUUCAACGGGGUCGGUGAACUUCUUGAAAUUUUGGGUAGCAUUAUUAACGGAUUCGCUCUUCCCUUAAAAGUUGAGCACAAGCAAUUUUUGGUUAAGGUGCUGUUACCACUACAUAAAGUGAAAUGUUUAUCGCUCUAUCACGCGCAGUUAGCUUAUUGUGUGGUGCAAUUUUUGGAAAAAGACGCGACUUUAACAGAACCAGUUGUACGAGGCCUCCUUAAGUUCUGGCCUAAAACGUGCAGCCAGAAGGAGGUGAUGUUCCUUGGUGAAAUCGAGGAAAUACUGGACGUUAUAGAACCUAAUCAAUUUGUUAAAAUACAAGAACCUUUAUUCAGGCAAGUCGCACGUUGCGUGUCGUCACCACACUUUCAGGUUGCGGAGAGAGCAUUGUACUUUUGGAAUAACGAGUAUAUAAUGUCUCUAAUUGAAGAAAACAACCAAGUAAUAAUGAAGAUUAUGUUCCCAGCAUUGUACAAAAUUAGCAAAGAGCAUUGGAACCAAACGAUCAUAGCUCUUGUUUAUAAUGUUUUAAAAACAUUCAUGGAGAUGAACAGCAAGCUCUUCGAUGAACUUACUGCCAACUAUAAGUUGGACAGGCAAAAAGAGAAAAGGAAGGAAAAGGAAAGGGAUGAGAUGUGGAAGAAACUGGGUGAGUUAGAACGACGCAACACUCUCGAACGUAAUGCUCUUACAGCUUCCUCCAAUAAUCCAGUUCCUGCCACUAACACAUCUAUGACGCGACCUCGUCCCUGAGCUGGUGGAAGUACGGUAUCACGCUGCCCGAUUGUUAGCUCUUAGUUUACGUCGGUUGUCCAUAUACUACACGCAAAAAAAUUCUUGUUAGUGAAACGAAGUGUCUCACGAAAGCAUUCUUGACGUAAUGUAAUUAAUUUUAUUAGUUGUGACCGAAAUGGCAGAAUAAUGGAAGCAGAGGAAAGAAAUGAAAAAGAGACAAUGCAGAGUUAAUCACGCAAUUUUAUUCUUUUUUAACAACAUUAACAACAACAAUAACAACAACGUGGCGAUUAGUGAAUUUCAAAUGGUUUUAUGUGUAUUUCGGGUAUUCACACUUUGGCUUUUCUUUCCAUUUGAGAACGGCAAAGGGUUUCCACUGCAUGAUGUACUCAGUGUCAGCACACAACAAUACAACAAUGCGUUAGUCCCUUCUUGACUAAGAUUUCGUUACUGCUCUCGGUAGGAGGGGACAAUCGUGGUGUAAAUUUCGGUAUGGACGAAGUUGUACACGUCGUUGUGAUCCUUAUGUUUAUUUCUGGAGGACGCGACACUUUGCGCACUCUCUCAGACGACCAGUGUGUCGCCUCCUGACUGACCCUUAUGCUGAUUCUUGCUGCUCCUGAUGGGGAGUCAGCGAGAGUGUUUGAAUAUAUGUAUCAUAUAUUCGUAUUAACGAUAAUGAUAAUUGUAACAGGUACGUAAUAAAAAAUUAGGUAAAAAUGAAAAAUAUAAAUAUAUAUAUAUAAAUAUAUAUAUAUAAUACGAUAUAUUAUAUAUAAAAAAUGAUAUAGAAUUAAUACGAGAUACAAAACAAAUCACAGACACACAUACACACAGACACAUACACAGAGGCGUACACCAAACUGCGAUAAAUGAGAAUACAUGUGUAAAACGUAUAUAGGCCGAUGUGCUACUAACAUAGAGACUGCUGUGACUGAGUGCCCGCGGCGAGUUGAUAGUGAAACAAACCUUUUUUCAUGAUCGUGUGGCCGCGGCGAGAGACGGCGUACACGAACACAAUAGUUAACGAGUGAUAAGGUUCAAUUCGCGCGGACGACGGCGGGAGAGAAGAUAUGUGAGAGAGGGAGAGAGAGAGAGGAAGAAAAAAAUAUAUAUAUGUUGUUUUCUAAUAGAAAGAGAGAGAGAGUGAGAGAGUGAAAAGAAGGGAAAAAUAAUGGGAGCGAGGGGACGAGAGGAGUAUACAAUAAAAAGAAAAAAGGAAAGACGAAACAGAUUUGAUUGUACCAAAAACAUCCGUUGCUUAUAAAUAUAAUUACGUGAUAGCGAUACAGAACGCGCAGGUGUAAGGAUCCACUUUCGGAGCUGUGCUCCCAUGCUGGCAGCCGUAGGGGGUCGUUUUUAAAAUUUCUUACCAUCGCAUAAUAGUAAUUAAUGAUACGAAUAACGAUAAUGGUAACAAUAAAGAGUAAUUAAACGAGAAAGAAAAAAAAUAAUAAACGACAAAGAUACACAAAUAAUAAUAGCUACAGGUAAAAUACGAUAGUUAACAGAGAUGGGUGACCGCUUGCUCAUACAUAUUUUCAUGGAGAUAAUCGGGGAGAGAGCGCACGAGAAUUGCCAUUGUUCACCGUUCCUCUUUUUUUUUCUUUUUUUUUUAAAUCCCGAUUGCUUUCCGAUGAUCUUUCUCGUCGAAUGUUUCUCACGAUUUGUACACGACUUUGUGCUCGCUUUUGUGUUACGCUCCGUUCACCUUCGCUACGUAAAACCUCAAGGAGACAGAGAGUGACAUAUACAUAUAUAAAUAUAUACAUAUAUAUAUAUAAUUAUUGUAAAAUAAUGUAAUGUGACUUUGAAGACGUAGGUGAGAGUCCAAGAGAAGAUUCUUUACGCGUAAAUAGAUACACAUUUAUUAAAGAA